Fraxinus pennsylvanica is the source of this 342-nucleotide messenger RNA. The record is from the annotation of a GenBank genome assembly. NCBI's taxonomy places the organism in Eukaryota, Viridiplantae, Streptophyta, Magnoliopsida, Lamiales, Oleaceae.
AUGGGGCGUGGUGGGAUGGGGUGGGUUCGCCCCCUUUUCCUCACUCCCUUUCUUCCCGAAUCCCUUGCGCUGCGCACCGAUAUUUGGUCCAAAUCCUGUGGAAUUGUGAGAGUAAUUGUGAGGAGAAUAUUUCAAUUGAGAGAUGGCUGUCCCUUCUGCAACCAUGGUACCAGUGUGGAAUGCCGCAUUGAUAUGAAAAACUUGAUUGGCGAGGCUUCAUGCAGGAUCUGCCAAGAGAGCUUUAGCACCACUGUGACAGCUUUGACCGAGCCUAUAGACAUAUAUAGCGAAUGGAUAGAUGAGUGUGAACGUGUCAAUAACAAUGAAGAAGAUGUCGAAUAG